Rhizopus microsporus ATCC 52813 is the source of this 520-nucleotide messenger RNA. RefSeq lists its product as uncharacterized. NCBI's taxonomy places the organism in Eukaryota, Fungi, Mucoromycota, Mucoromycetes, Mucorales, Rhizopodaceae. The transcript has a single exon. The coding region runs from base 52 to 237 and encodes 61 amino acids. The record is from RefSeq and is a predicted model, not a curated record.
CAUUCUCUUCCGAGAUUGUCGAGAAGAUUAAUCAAGCAAGAUUUGAACAACAUGUCCUGCGUGCCGCUGCCAACAGAGGACAUGAUUAUCGAGGACGAAGCUUCCAACGAGGCAAUCCCUCUAACUUCGCAAGAGGACGUCCACAAUUCGCCCCAAAAAUUUUUUGGGAGGGGCAGGGACCGAAACACCACCAAUACAGAACCUGCCAACAUCACCACCACAAGCCACCAGCAGUGAGAAGCCCCUCGUCCUCGCUGAUACAAGACUCAAUGACCACUACGGGCCCACUAACAAUAUCACCGCCCAUUCCUCCACAACAUUAUACAGUUCUGUCAGAUGGCUCACUUCUAGGAGGUCGUCUACAACAGUUUGCACACAAGUGGAAAGAAAUGGUGAAUCACCCGUGGCCGGUGUCCGUCAUAUUCAAAGGUUAUCGGAUUCAGUGGUCUUCCAAACCAAUUCCCUGGCGGCACAAAGAAAUGACAUUUACAACCGAAGAACAAGCAGCCAUCGAUUCAGC